This is a messenger RNA of Calypte anna (Anna's hummingbird), 849 nucleotides long. It is a transcript of the gene ADCYAP1, whose product is annotated as adenylate cyclase activating polypeptide 1. The record is from RefSeq and is a predicted model, not a curated record. The transcript is spliced from 5 exons. Lineage: Eukaryota; Metazoa; Chordata; Aves; Apodiformes; Trochilidae. Gene Ontology annotation, biological process: adenylate cyclase-activating G protein-coupled receptor signaling pathway; positive regulation of protein kinase activity; regulation of protein localization. Gene Ontology annotation, molecular function: neuropeptide hormone activity; pituitary adenylate cyclase activating polypeptide activity; peptide hormone receptor binding. The coding region runs from base 121 to 639 and encodes 172 amino acids. Gene Ontology annotation, cellular component: extracellular region; perikaryon; neuron projection.
UUUUUUUUCUUUUUCUUUUUAAACCAGAACAACAAAAUCGACAACAAAUCAACAAACUGCCCUUUUAGUUUCGCAGCCAAAAGCUCUUAGUACCGGGUGUUUAGAGUUUAAUGAGUGGCAAUGUGUAGCAAGGCGAUUCUAGCACUCCUGAUCUAUGGCAUAAUAAUGCAUUGCAGCGUCUACUGCUCACCUGCGGCCGGACUUCAGUACCCGGCGCUCAGGCUGGAGGAUGAAGUCUACGACGAGGACGGCAACACCCUGCAGGACUUCGCCUAUGACCAUGAACCCCUCGGAAUAGCGAAUCCGUCCUCCAUGAUAGGAGAGAUGUACACCUUGUAUUACCCACCGGAAAAAAGGCACGCCGAUGGGAUCUUCAACAAAGCCUACAGGAAACUCCUAGGCCAGUUAUCCGCCAGGAAAUAUCUGCACUCCCUGAUGGCCAAGAGGGUCGGCGGUGCCAGCGGCGGCCUGGGGGACGAUGCGGAACCGCUGACCAAGCGGCACAUAGACGGCAUCUUCACGGACAGCUACAGCCGCUACCGGAAACAAAUGGCUGUCAAGAAAUACUUAGCAGCCGUCCUGGGGAAAAGGUAUAAACAAAGAGUUAAAAACAAAGGACGCCGAGUAGCGUAUUUGUAGCGAUGAGUAACCAGCCACUCCUGUGUAUACAAAGUCCUAAGAGAGAGAGAAAGAGAGAGAGAGGGAGAGAGAGAGAAACCCAACAACAACAACAAAAAAAUCUAAACAAAACCAAGUCAUUUCCAAACUGACUGAACAAUCACCGCUCCUGUGUUACCUAAACAUGUAUUUAUGUAUGAAGUAAAGCCAUUAAAUGAAUAUUUUGAUAAU